GAAGUAAGAACCCCAAGAGAGAGAGAGAGAGAGAGGGCCACAGUAAUUUGCAGAGGCAGUGGCAUGCAAAUUCUGAGACCCACAAUCCCACAAUCAUCAAAAGUAGAGGUAGACAAAUUGCUAAAGUGGUAGGAAACACCAGCCCCAUGAGCCAUCGCCUCUUUAACUUUCACUCUUUUUUGGGGGGAGGGGAAUCCUUCCGGUAAAUUCUUGAACUUUACAAAUUAAAGAGCCACUACCACUCUAAUUAUUAUCCCACCCUGCAAGUCUUUGUUCGGUGGUUCCCUUGAUGCUUGACACCGGGGCUCCCGUUCAAUCAUUUUAGCCACCUGUGGGCUUAAAAAGAAAAUGAGAUAAGAGAUAGGUUUCCAGUGAGCUCUCCGAUUACUGCUUCCUAGUGAGUUUUUUCUUGAGCUGUUUUGGGGUAUUGGGAUUGUCGAGCGGAGGAAAGACCUGUUUUUUCUUGUUUCUGAUUUCUGAGGGUACUUUUUGAAUUUUUGGGGUUUUUUUACCGGAAGUGGAUCUGUAGUUACCUCUUGAUAAUGCUUUUGUGGAUGUUUUUUUGUACUUUGCUUUGAGAGUAAAUUUCGUCUCUGCAAAGAUUAUAUUUUUGAAGACGUUGUUAUUCCUUUCCGCGUAUCCUUACCUUUCUGCUAUUCAGCUAGCUGUAAAUUGUAAUUUAUUUAUCCUGUUUUAGAGAAACUGUGAUUUAUUUUUAUUUUUAUUUUUGGGUUUUAGGUGGGUGGUUUUCAUCCAAAUCUUUACUCAUUGUUUCGUACUCCUUUUUUUUUUUUUUAUUCUUUUCUAAUUGUUGUUUUUAUAAAAAGCAGUUCUUUGGUCUUUUUCUGGAGGAAGUAAAAAUGAACUCGGGUUCCUUGAGUCAACAUAAAAACACAGCUUUCCAGUUUUCGUAUCUGUGUGUUUACAAGUUACCGAGGCUGUUUUGGAGAAGAAGAGUUUUGUUGUCAAAGAAGCAGUUCUUCAUUUCUCGGGAUUUUAUUCACUUCUAUAAAGUUCGAGUGACUCUAAUAAUCCACCGGGCUUCAGUGUAUUUUUCAUUGUAAAUGCCCCAUCUUGAGUGAAUAUUGCUGCGAAUUCUUCUUAAAUAUGGCUGAAAUUAGACUUACAAGGGUAGAACAAGGCCAGACGAAGAUCAGAAAUGUCCCAAUUGCGGUGACCCCGGAAGGUUUUUGGUGUUGUCCUUCUCCAGUUGGGUUUCAAAAGACCCUCAAAGCUCAAAACCCUCUAAACAAGCCAAAACCCUCCUCACCACCACCCAAGACCACUGUCACCAAGAAACAGACCCCAGUAACUGAAAGAAAGCCAACAUUCACCCCAUCAAGACCAGAUCAGCGAACCUUUGUCCCUGAUACACCCGGCCUGAGUGCACCUGUGGCUGCUGAAAGAGCACCAAGACCCAAAAUUGAAAAUUUGCCAAGGAAGGUGGCAAUUGAGUUUGGUGAGCCUGGAACUAGUGAUAUGAAGGUGAUUUUACUUGGAAAGCAGGGAUUUUGUGUGAAAUUGAGUGUUCAUAAGAAUGUUCUAGUGGAGAAUAGCCGUUAUAUUGCAGACAAGCUUUCUCAACCACAGUCUGGUACGUCAUCUCUUGAAAUUGAGGAUUGUGAGGAUGUUGAGAUAUAUGUUGAAACUGUGGGACUAAUGUAUUGCAAAGAAAUUAAGCAACGACUGAUCAAGCAAAGUGUCUCUCGCGUCCUCCGCAUUCUUAAGGUUGCAGAACUACUUGGCUUCAACUCUUGCAUGCAGUCAUGUUUAGAAUACUUGGAAGCUGUCCCUUGGGUUGGUGAAGAAGAAGAAAAGGUGGUUUCGUCUGUCCUACGACUCCAGGGUGAGGGCAUCGGUGUCACCCCAGUAUUGAAGCGAGUUUCUUCUGAUGCCUCCAAACAGCCAAAAGACACACUUUCACAAAUAAUUGACCUCGUUCUCAAAAGCAAUGAGGAGCGAGGCCGAAGGGAAAUGAAAUCAGUAGUGCUGAAGCUUCUUAGGGAGAAUAACAGUCUCCCAAGCUGUGCAGGUUCAUCUGAUAUCUUCAAUGAAACCGUUUAUAGCUCAUGCAAAAGCUGCUUGAGUUCUCUUUUGUCUUUGUUUAGGCAUGCUGCUGAACCUGGGUUUGCUGAUAAACCUAUGGACUACAGAGAACCUGUAGUGAAGCAAAUAGCUCUAGAGGCUGAUAACCUUUCAUGGUUGGUCGAGAUUUUAGCUGACAGGCAAGCAGCAGAUGAAUUUGCACUAUUGUGGGCUGGCCAGCAAGAGUUGGCUUCACUACAUUCAAAGCUGCCCAUUGUGUCUCGUUAUCAUAUUAGCUGCAUUACAGCAAGGCUAUUUGUUGGCAUCGGAAGAGGCGAGCUCCUGCCAUCAAAGGACACCCGUCAAUUGCUAUUACAAACCUGGUUAGAGCCAUUGAUUAAUGACUACAGCUGGUUACAACAUGGGUGCAGAUCAUUUGAUAGAAAGGUUGUGGAGGAAGGAAUUGGGAGGACAAUCCUCACCCUGCCUCUAGAGGAGCAGCAGAGCAUAUUGCUUUCUUGGUUAGGAAGUUUUUUGAAGGCUGGUGAUAACUGCCCAAAUCUUCAGAGAGCCUUCGAGGUCUGGUGGCGGAGGACAUUCAUCAGGCCUUACGUUGAAACUCCAGGUAAUAAUUUCCAGUCAGAUAGCUCAAUGACAUCACCAGUAAUAACCCUGAAGAAACAACCGCACGAGUGAGAGCGUACUCAACUACAGAGGGAUUAUAUUUCAAAGCCUGCGUCAAGACCAACUGAGGAGUUUAUGAGAACCGAAGAGUGAUGCUUGGAACUCUCUUUAGAAGGGGCAGAUUUUGCAGCUGAAAAAUUUGAAAAAAUAAAGUUCAGAUGUUGCAAAUCACUUGAGAAUCAAACUGGCGCCAUGGCUUGGGUUUAUACUGCUUCAUGCAAGAAAUUUUUUUUUGACUAAUCCUAUGUGGAUUGAUUUGGUGGAUAAUGGGUUUAUGGAUUGAAAGGAAUGUAACUGAAAGUAGUUUGCUUCAUGUGAGUUUAUUUUUUUCUGAAUGUAUCCAGACUGAGUGAAGCCUUUGCAGCUUUCCUUCUUUCUCACAAUACUUUUUCGUGUUAAGAGUACGUAGAUGUUCACAUUAUUAUCUAUUUGUGAAGUUUAUCCGAGUCUUCAAUGAU
Messenger RNA from Juglans microcarpa x Juglans regia, 3167 nucleotides. RefSeq names its product BTB/POZ domain-containing protein At3g50780-like. The coding region runs from base 1108 to 2721 and encodes 537 amino acids. The record is from RefSeq and is a predicted model, not a curated record. NCBI's taxonomy places the organism in Eukaryota, Viridiplantae, Streptophyta, Magnoliopsida, Fagales, Juglandaceae. The transcript has 2 exons. Gene Ontology annotation, molecular function: protein binding.